Magnolia sinica is the source of this 2778-nucleotide messenger RNA. Its product is annotated as amino acid transporter AVT6A-like. The record is from RefSeq and is a predicted model, not a curated record. Lineage: Eukaryota; Viridiplantae; Streptophyta; Magnoliopsida; Magnoliales; Magnoliaceae. The coding region runs from base 848 to 2302 and encodes 484 amino acids. Gene Ontology annotation, molecular function: amino acid transmembrane transporter activity. The transcript is spliced from 5 exons. Gene Ontology annotation, biological process: amino acid transmembrane transport.
CGUAAAGGAAGAAUCUUCUCUCUCUCUCUCUCCGAUUUGGUUUUUUUCUGCCCUAUCUGGGGUGAUUUUAGGGUUUGAUCUUAUUUGAAGAUCUUCGAGUUAGAAACUAGCAGGGGAUUUCGAAAGGAUUUGGUGGAAUUCCUGUAGGAUUUCGAGGUUCUGGCCCUAAAUUUUUAUUUUUUAUUUUUUCAGAUUUUUAGAUCUCUGUUCCAUUAUUAAAUCUCAGGAAGUGGAUUUUGAAACGAUUUUGUGAAUUUUCUGUGAAAUUUCGAGGUUUCUGUCCUAAAUUGUUCGGUUUUCGAAAUCUAGAAGUCGGAUUUUAGUUUGAUUCAGAUUUGAAUCUCAGGAAGCUGAUUUUGAACAGAUUGGUGAAAUAUCUGUGGAAUUUCGAGGUUUUGGUCCUCAAUUCUUCGAUUUUCAAACCUAGAAGUCAGAUUUGAUCCGAUUCACAGAAAAUUGCGUGAGAUUUUGAGCUUCUUGCUGCGAAUUGGAUUCUCAGGAAACAAAUUUUGAACUGAUUUGAUGAAGUUUCUGUGAAAUUGAGAAGUUUUGGUCCUACAUUCUUCAAUUUAAGAACCCUGGAAGUCGGCGUUUGAACCAGUUUGAUGAUAUUUCUGUAGAUUUUGAGGUUUUGGUUCCAAAUUACAUUUUCAAGGAGUGGAUUUCCAACCAGUGGUGAAACUUCUGUUGGAUUUCAAGCUUUUUCGUUCUAAAUUUGUUUAGUUUUUUGGAUUCUGGAAAUCAGAUUUCAAUCCGAAAGAUCAAGCUUUGAAUUUGAGUUAUUUGGUUUUUUAAGUAGUCACUGUAAAAUUUGAUAUUCACAAGAAAGAUUUGAAUUUUUGAAAAGAUGACGAUGGGAAGCCUUACCGUGGGGAAUGAGAAGAAGCUGCAGAAAAACAAGCAGGUUGUUGAUGAGAAUGCUCCUCUGCUUCCUAGUAAGCGAGCGGAAGAUGCUGAUCACGUUGAUGGUUUUAGUGGUGCUUCCUUCGCUGGGGCUGUUUUUAACCUGUCAACAACCAUCGUUGGCGCUGGAAUCAUGGCAUUGCCCGCAACGAUGAAGGUUCUUGGGCUCGGACCUGGGAUCGCUAUGAUCAUUUUCUUUGCGUUCCUGACAGAGGCUUCGAUCAACAUGCUGCUGAGGUAUACCAGGGCUGGGAGGACAGUUUCUUAUGGAGGAGUUAUGGGGGAUGCAUUUGGGAGGAUUGGCAGGAUACUGUUGCAGAUUUGUGUUGUUGUUAACAAUGUCGGUGUGCUGGUCGUGUACAUGAUUAUCAUCGGUGAUGUACUCUCGGGAACAUCUUCAAGCGGAGUUCAUCACUCUGGUAUUUUGGAAGGAUGGUUUGGAGAACACUGGUGGAAUGGCCGUGCUUUCGUUCUUUUUGUUACAACUGUUGUUGUAUUUGCUCCAUUGGCGUGCUUCAAGCGUGUAGAUUCAUUGAGAUUCACGUCUGCCUUAUCAGUUGGGCUGGCGGUGGUGUUUGUUGUUAUCACUGCUGGGAUCACAAUUAUCAAAUUAAUAAAUGGCAGUAUAGCAAUGCCCAGAUGGCUCCCUGUUAUAACUGAUAUGGCAUCAGUCUGGAAACUCUUCACAGUGGUUCCUGUACUUGUCACAGCAUAUAUUUGUCAUUACAAUGGUAUGCAAACUGAAAAAACAAUCAUAUAUGAAACACAUACACAUAGUAAUCAUGGAAAAGUUCACACCAUUGACAACGAGCUUGACGACUCCUCCCAGAUGCAAUCAAUUGUGCGAACUUCACUCGGACUCUGCUCUACCGUGUAUAUAGCCACAAGCUUCUUUGCUUUUCUCCUCUUUGGUGAUUCAACCCUCGACGACGUGCUUGCUAACUUCAGCACCAAUCUCGGCAUCCCGUACAGCUCGCUGCUCAAUGAUGCAGUCCGCGUGAGCUAUGCUGUACACCUCAUGCUCGUCUUCCCCAUUGUCUUCUUUGCACUCCGGCUCAACCUGGAUGGUCUCCUCUUUCCCUCAUCAGGGCCUUUGGUUUUGGAUGACACGAGGUUUGCAUUGAUCAGCAUAGGGCUAAUCUGCAUCAUCUACUUGGGUGCAAAUUUCAUACCCAGCAUUUGGGAUGCCUUCCAGUUCACUGGAGCAACUGCUGCAGUUUGCAUUGGGUACAUCUUUCCAGCUGCCAUUACACUCAGGGAUUCGCAGAAGAUAGCCACAAAGGGAGACAAGGUAUUAUCUGUGUUCAUGAUCGUCCUUGCUGUGCUUUCAAACGCGGUGGCAAUAUACAGCAAUGCUUAUUCUCUCUUCAAGAAGAGCGAGGACCCGACCCACUCAUGAGUAGAACCUUGCAAAGUACAGAGGCCUCUUUGUAUGUGUACAUGGGUCCCAUUGGCAUGAUUGUUUUGCUGCUCCCAAAGAAGAUCAGAGGUUCUUUGAGGUUUGGCAAGUCUAAUAAGCUAUAGCAAAUUCAAUAUGUAGGUUGAAUUAUCUGCGAAGGUAUGAUAAGGGUUCUCUAUCUCUGUGGAUUGCUGUGAUGUUGCAAGUUCCAUUCUACACUUUGUUUUCUCAUUCAAUAGAAGAGAAAAUGUCCAUAUUUUGUAUCUUGGCCUGAUCUGCCUUUCAAUUUUGGUCAGCUCGGAGAACAGUAACAGCAUUGGUUUUCCUGAUUUCCCCUGUCCAAGUUGCAAGUGAGAUUGCAGAUUGUGAUUUGAAUGGUAUGUAUUUGCUUCCAAACGGUGCUAAACCUCGUUAUGUAAAUGUAUGUAUCAGAUUUGUUUAUGAGAAAUCAUUAGAAAGUUAUUGUUUUGUGAAUA